This is a messenger RNA of Marasmius oreades (fairy-ring Marasmius), 995 nucleotides long. RefSeq lists its product as uncharacterized. NCBI's taxonomy places the organism in Eukaryota, Fungi, Basidiomycota, Agaricomycetes, Agaricales, Marasmiaceae. The record is from RefSeq and is a predicted model, not a curated record. Bases 179 to 781 code for a protein of 200 amino acids. The transcript is spliced from 5 exons.
GACCGCUUCUGACCGCGUCCUUUCCAACUGCUUCGUAGCCCUCAAAUUCAUUCAAACAGAUCCUUCCGGACUGCGCAUGUCACGAUGCCACAUCAUGCUUCAAUGAUGUUAACAAUGAGGCCUAGCUAGCAUCGUUGCCGAUAACUACACCAAUCACAUCCCUCUGUUGUUAACCAUCAUGCACUCUCAUUCUCAACACGUCUUCUCUAAUCUGAAGCCCGGAACGUAUAAAAUUGUCAACGUUAAGGGUGGAACGGCCAUCGAUCUUUCAAGCGAAGAUGGAAAAUCUGUAAUAGCUUUCACCGAGAAAUACCAAGGUGACUCGAAUCAGCAGUGGACCUUCGAACGUUUGGGAGCGGGAUAUUCAAUCCGAAACGUACGCAACGGCGCGUACUUGAGCGUCAAUUUGAAGAAUGCUAUUGGUCAACCGAUCGAAACUAGCUAUUACCCGGUCAGUUGGGAAUUGGUGGUCUUCGAUUCGCAGAACAAUAUCUAUCGGAUUGGAUGGCCUGGCGGUGAAUAUGUGUUUGAUUUAAGAGACUAUGGAAACCCCAAAGCAAAGAACAAGAUAGACCUUCACGGUCAAGGAAUGGAAACAUGGAAACUAUGGCGCCUUAUUGAAUGUCCAGAACCCUCCAAAGCGGUCCCUUCACAACUCCUGGCUGAGUGGGACUCUACAACCGUUGCUUCCGACUCGGAUUCGACUACAGAAAGAAUGAUUCCAACGCCAACAGCCGGGAAAACCAUCGCUGAUACUGUGGUUGAUGCAGAGGGCCUAUGAGUUGGUGGAAAUGGAGAACUUGCGAUUACGACGACGACGACAACCACGACUGUUACUCGAGUUAGGAGGUUGAAUGUUGGCUGACCCCACGAAGAUAUUCUGCGCUGCUUCGGAUCUCGCUCAAAUUACUUAUAUGGUUUUUUCAUGGAUUCCCAUUCUGUACUACUAAUCCAGAUUGAUUCGUCACGCCACCGAGGCCUGUUAGUGUUUACGA